Messenger RNA from Lutzomyia longipalpis, 1505 nucleotides. RefSeq lists its product as uncharacterized. Gene Ontology annotation, molecular function: oxidoreductase activity, acting on the aldehyde or oxo group of donors, NAD or NADP as acceptor. The record is from RefSeq and is a predicted model, not a curated record. The transcript is spliced from 2 exons. Lineage: Eukaryota; Metazoa; Arthropoda; Insecta; Diptera; Psychodidae. The coding region runs from base 99 to 1505 and encodes 468 amino acids.
UCGUGCGUUUUUUUGUACGCAUGCCGAAAAGAAAAAAAAACAUUUUUAUCAGUAAAUUUAAGAAAAGUUUACGUGUCAGCAAAUUUCGAACAAACUAAAUGGCUAAUUCACUCUGUCAAUUGUUCACACAAAUGGAAUUCGACAAGGAUGUUAGCGCAAAAGCAAAGAAAGUCUUCUCCGAUGCCCAGGAAGUUCAGAGAUCAAAGGUCGGUGAUUUCCACUGCUAUAAAUUAAAGGGAAAGUCUGACGAUCCAUUUGGAGACGUUGUCAGCUCCAUCAAGAGUAAUCUCGAUGUCCUAGCGGAACUCGAGGAAUUGGCGGAAAUUGCUCCUAAACAUGUGACAAAGAAUCACAUCCGGAAGGCUCUUGAGAUAGCUGGACACUAUGGGCAAUUUUCCUACAGAUAUCCCGGUGUUACUCAGGAAUUUGUCUGGACGAAGGAGCUGUCAAUCUUUGAAAUCAUUUUGGAUUUCCUGUCAUCCCUACAGGCUGGUGAAGCGCUCCAGAUUAGGGUACAUCCUUGCCGGAUGGCUCUCUUUCUCUUUCUCUCUGCCCCCCUUGCAGCUGAGUGUAUCGAAGAAGAACUGCCGACUCUUCAGGAAGACAAGAAACAUUUUGGGACGCUCCUGGUUACGGAAUUUAGUGAUUUGCAGUCAGCUUCGGAUGUACUUGCAGAGUCCUUUAGUGACAACACAUCUCCAUGGAAAAUAAGAAAUCUCCUGCUGCAGGAGAGUGUUGAGGAAAAAUUUCUAGAAUUGGUGAUGCCAAAGCUUGAAAAGUAUCCCCAAGUUUACUUGUCCAGUCAGGAAUUUCAUGAUAAUUUCAAAGGUGCCAUCACUACUGCAACAAAGAUGAGCCUUAAGCUCUUUAGCAACCCGAAAGAUGAGGGGGAUGUGAAACCAACAAUUGUUCUUGGUCAGAAUAGGUCAUAUUUCGACAAACCAGGAAGUGAUCCAGCUCCUAUCGUUGUGAUGAAUAUCUUCCGGACAGUUAAGGAGGGCAUUGGGAUGGCGAAUGCCUUUAAUGGUGGAUCAGUGUCUGUGUGGUGUGAGAAGCUCUCUAUUGCCUAUGAGAUUGCCCAUGGUCUCAAUGUGCCCAUCGUGUGGAUAAAUUCUCUGGCAAAGUUUACCCCAGAAGUUCCAUUCUCUUUCAUCUUUGGUGGUAUCACGUACGGAUCGGAGAUUGCUGUGCUCGAGAAAAUGCUCUUCCAAAAGCGCUACGGACGCAACAAUGUAAUUUCCCCGGAAGACCUUAAAACCUUCUGUAACUACUCCCCAGUGUCCCUCAUCGUGGGAGGAAAAUAUCACUUUGAAUGCCUUACCAGUGCUCUCCAGUCAGCUCAUCUGGUGCAGUCGAACCUCAUAAAAAUCAGCACUGAUGACACCAAAAAUCGCUUCCGGGAGAUCCUGUCGUCGUGCACACGAGUCAAAUGCCAGAAUCUCGCCAGUGUCUACACCCAGAGGAAGACGAUUGUGUUCCCAUUUGGUGAAACUUUUGCCAAUUGA